This is a messenger RNA of Oncorhynchus gorbuscha (pink salmon), 927 nucleotides long. RefSeq names its product histidine-rich glycoprotein-like. The record is from RefSeq and is a predicted model, not a curated record. NCBI's taxonomy places the organism in Eukaryota, Metazoa, Chordata, Actinopteri, Salmoniformes, Salmonidae. The transcript has a single exon. Bases 1 to 927 code for a protein of 308 amino acids.
AUGUCAUCACCUGCACCAUGUCAUCACCCGCACCAUGUCAUCACCCGCACCGUGUCAUCACCCGCACCGUGCCAUCACCUGCACCGUGUCAUCACCCGCACCCUGUCAUCACCCGCACCAUGUCAUCACCCGCACCAUGUCAUCACCCGCACCAUGUCAUCACCCGCACUAUUCAUCACCCGCACUAUUCAUCACCCGCACUAUUCAUCACCUGCACCAUGUCAUCACCCGCACCAUGUCAUCACCCGCAGCCUGUCAUCAUCCGCACCAUGUCAUCACCCGAACCAUGUCAUCACCCGCACCAUGUCAUCACCCGCACCCUGUCAUCACCCGCACUAUGUCAUCACCUGCACCAUGUCAUCACCCGCACCCUGUCAUCACCCGCACUAUGUCAUCACCUGCACCCUGUCAUCACCCGCACCCUGUCAUCACCCGCACUAUGUCAUCACCUGCACCAUGUCAUCACCCUCACCAUGUCAACACCCGCACCAUGUCAUCACCCGCACUAUGCAUAAGCUGCACUAUUCAUCACCCGCACCAUGUCAUCACCCGCACCAUGUCAUCACCCGCGCUAUUCAUCACCUGCACCAUGUCAUCACCCGCACCAUGUCAUCACCCGCACCAUGUCAUCACCCGCGCUAUUCAUCACCCGCACCAUGUCAUCACCCGCACCAUGUCAUCACCCGCACCAUGUCAUCACCCGCGCUAUUCAUCACCCGCACCAUGUCAUCACCCGCACCAUGUCAUCACCCGCACCAUGUCAUCACCCGCACCAUGUCAUCACCCGCACUAUUCAUCACCCGCACUAUGUCAUCACCCGCACCCUGUCAUCACCCGCACCAUGUCAUCACCCGCACCGUGUCAUCACCCGCACCGUGUCAUCACCCGCACUAUUCAUCACCCGCACCAUGUCAUCACCCAGAGUGA